UGGAGGGUGAGAGGGACGCGGAUUGGACUCCUCAGAUCUCGGGUAACCACCAUCCUAAGCAGAAGGGAUGAGAGGGAUCAGCAGGCACACACACAGUGGAGUGCUGAUCAAAGAUGGAGGAGCGACCCGUGAAAUAAGCGAGCAGCUUUGCGCACUCUUAACUAGGCUGUAGAUUGUAGAAAAGAAAGGAAAAAAGUGAGGGAGAACGAGAGAGAGAGACACACCACCGAGAAGGAAAGAGCACGAGCGGAGGGGAGGGAAAGUAAACCAGGGUGAGCGAUCAUGGGGAAUGAAGCCAGUCUGGAGGGUGGAGAAGGAGGGGGGCUUGCCGGGUUACCAGAAGGGGUUGCAGGGGAUGGGAAAGGGGGAUUCAUCCAGAUUCCUGCAAGAAUGGAGGCGGAUCUGAAGCAGCUGAGCGAAGAAGAGAGGAAACAGAUCGCAGCUGUAAUGUCAAGGGCGCAAGGUCAUCCACCUAGACAACAAGGAAAACGUCCAGAUCAUGCACCUACUGGUAUCAGUAAAAGCCAAACUGUAGAUGCAUUUAACCAGGAAAAGAUAAAGCCUGGAAGAAGUCCAUCUUCCAUCAGUCUUUUGGAGUCUCAGUCAAAACCUGAGGUCAAAACAGAAACAAAAGCAGCCAUGAUGCCCAGUUUCCUUAGUGAGGGCAACCCCCUCAGUGCAAUGUCAUCUGUUGUAAAUAAAUUCAGUUUGUUUGGGGAUUCAGAUGAGUCAUCUGAUAAACAAAAGGGACAGCAACAGCAACCCAUGAAAGCAUCUGCACAGCCUUCAGGAUUGGCCAAAACUGGGUUAGGCUCCCCAAAAAUUGGACAGCAGCAACAAGCACCCAGCAAAGCUGGCACCCAGCAAAAAACAGAUACGACUCAGAAUAAGCAACAUGGAUCUCCUAAAACUGGUGCUCAGCAUCAGGGAUCUACUAAGUCAGGUGUCGAGCAACAAGGACCUUCUAAACCAGGGCCACAACAGCAAGGAGCAAUCAAGACGGCUCUUCAACUAGGGCCUGGUAAACCAGGUGUACAGCAAGAGACUACAGUGACAGAAUCCCAGAAACAUGGGCCUGUUAAGCCUGGCUUUCAGCAGCAAGGUUCCGCACCAAGUGGCCUUCAGCAACAUGAGCUUAGUGGGAGGCAAGACCCACCACUCAGUGGACAUCCACAAAAAGGAGCUGUUAAGGAUGGAACUAAACAACACAAUUUGCCAAACGUGGGGCCCUCUACAGCAGGCAGAAGUAAAGAAGGACAAAAAUCACAAAUCUCCAUUCCUUCUGGACCUCAGCAACAGGAACUUGUGAAACCUGGACCUAAAAAAGGCUCUAAGAGUCUUAACCAAAAACAUCUCGAUUCAAAUCCUCCCCCUAAGAAAACAUUAUGUCCCAUUUGUACAACUACUGAACUAUUGUUUCACAGUCCAGAAAAGGCAAACUAUAACACUUGCACACAAUGUAAAAAAGUUGUGUGCAGCCAGUGUGGCUUCAACCCUAACCCUCACAUUACUGAGGUCAAGGAAUGGCUUUGCCUGAACUGUCAGAUGCAAAGGGCCCUAGGCAUGGAUGAAUCUGCCCCUAGUACAACAAAACAGCAGCCUCAUCCUCAGAAAAUAUCAGAUUCUCCUCAGAGAGGUAAACAAGCUUCACCAAUAUCACAGCUACAGAAAACUGAACCUACAAAAUCACCUGACCCAAAAAAACCCUUGAAUGUAAUUAAACAGCCCGUCACAGAAUCACCACCUUCAAAGCCAAAAGAAUUUUUGCCUAAUUCUUCUGUUCAACAAGUGUCAGAGCAGAAGGCUCAGGUUCCAAAGACUGAUCAGCAUAAGCCAGCAAAGCAAGAUGCAGAAGUAAAAAAGCCUUCAGAUUUUACUGGCCCUGAGAUUAAGCAGACUUUAGCAGGCUCCCAUGAUUCCGGAUCUGCCCAACAGAAAGAAAGUCAAGAAACUGCCAAACAAAUCAUGCAGGCCUCACCGGUAGUAAGAAAAACGGAUACACAGAUAGCCUCACAGCAAAAGACAGCACAGCAAACCACAGAAAAGUCUAUGGAAACUAAAGGUCAGAAGCUUGUCAGUACAAUAAAGCAACCUCCAUCACAAGUCAAAGAUGCUUUAUCAAAACUGGAUUCAAAUGUUAAUCAGCCUGCACCAGAAUCUGCAAAAUCUGAGCAGCCAGUGCAGAAAGUUUCCACUGCACCACCUGCCUCAAAACAAGUUCAACCAGACAAAGUACAAUCAACUCAACAACCUCCAAAACAAGAGCAAACUAGAAGAUUUAGUUUAAAUAUUGGUGGCAUAACAGAGACACCUAAGUCACAACCAACAACUCCACAAGAGUCAGUAACUGGGAAACUAUUUGGAUUUGGCUCCUCAUUCUUUAGUCAAGCCUCUAAUUUGAUAUCAACUGCUGUCCAACCAGCAGAUCACCCUGCUCCUGCAUCUAAACCACCUGUAAUUCCACCAGGUACUCAGCCUGCACCCAAGGAAGUUAGUUCAGCCCAGUCUUCACCAAAACCAUCCCCAAAACCAUCCCCAGCAAAAAGGGAAACAAAACCACCUGUGGCACAAAAGCCAACAUCCACUCCUGAGAAAAAAAUACCAACAGAGCAUGAUGUGAAACCUCCAGUGGAAAUACCGAAGGUUGCUGUGAAGGGCACUGAAGUAAUAAAGGCUUCAUCACAAAAAUCUAACUGUCCUCUCUGCAAAACUGAGCUUAAUGUUGGUUGUAAGGAUCCACCUAACUAUAAUACCUGCACAGAAUGCAACAACAUCGUAUGCAAUUUAUGUGGAUUUAAUCCAAUGCCUCACCUUUCUGAGAAAGAAUGGCUCUGUUUAAAUUGUCAGACACAAAGAGCUCUAUCUGGGCAGCUUGGAGAAGGCAUUGAGAAAAUGCCACCAGCUUUGACACACAAAACUGAUCCUGCAUCUAAGAUAUUACCUGCCUCUCCAAAAAGUAUGAAAAUUAUUUCAGAAGCAGCUGUUAUUAAACCUGAUCAAGAACAGCAAAAACAAGGGCACGUGAGCCAAAAAGACGUGAAAUCAAGAGAAACCACCAGAGAAAAGCCAAAGGAGUUAAUAAGGGAAGCUUCCCUUCAAAAGAUGCACACUGAGACACCAAGCAAACCCCUACAAGCAGAAAUCAAGUUAGAGGAAAAAGGAAAAUUAUCCCGUAUUGAAUCUUUAGUAUCCCAACCCCUGAAAGGAGGUCCUUUUCAUCAGGUAGAUGACAAAGUAUUACCUCAAGUACACAAGGAAAUUGAAAAGAUUGUCUCACCUUCUCAAGUCAUAAAAAAGGCAGAGGUUGAUUCUUAUGUCAUUGACUCAAAAAGCACUACAUUCCAGUCUUCUGUGAAGAAAGAUAUGGUGGAGACUCCAUUAGAAAAACCCCUGCAAAAGCCGAUCCAAAUGGAAACUGUCAAAGAAAAGAGUGAAAAGGAAGAUGACAAAUCUGAGAUCCUUGGUUCCUCACAGCAGAAAAGCCCUCAAGGACUGAGUGACACAGGCUAUUCAUCAGAUGGUAUUUCAAGCUCACUUGGUGAAAUUCCAAAUAUUGCACCAAGUGAUGAGAAGGAGUUGCUAAAGGGGCCUUCAAAAGAGGAAACACAAUCACAAGAGAGUAGUCCUUCAAGUCCAUCAGAUCUGGCAAAACUAGAAAGCACUGUACUUUCAAUAUUAGAAGCUCAGACAGCCACUGUUGAAAAAAAAGGAGAAUUUAGAGACUCAUAUGAUGGUUACAGAGAAGAAGAGAGAAAUCGGACUAGAACUAGAAUAUUACCUGUUACACCUGAAUCAUACAGCUCUGAUGAAGAAGAUCUUGAAUAUAUACAAGAGAAAGAUAAAGGGGCUGUGGAAACUGCCAUGCUUCCUAAAAAAGAAAGACGAAAAUUAACUGAAAUUAAAGAUUCCUCAAGGCAACAUCAGUAUGAUUCUAUUGAAGACAGCAGUGAGAGUGAACACUCACCACUUCCACAAAGAAAACGAAAGGUUAGUGUUGGUUCAUCCAGUAGUGAUGAAUUUAAACAAGAGGACAGUCAGGGAUCUGGUGAUGAAGAGGAUUUUAUUCGAAAACAGAUCAUAGAAAUGAGUGCAGAUGAGGAUGCAUCUGAUGAGGAAGAAUACUUUCAAACUCAGAUCAGAGUGGUCAGUGGAGAACAGAAGAAAUCUCAGGAGGAAAGAAAAAGCAAAGUAAAAUCUGCAUCAGGGAAAAGCAAACGACUAAGCAAGAAAAGCAGCACAAGCCAAGAUGAUGAAGCUGGCCGAAGACAUUCUUGGCAUGAUCAUGAUGAGGAAGAAUACGAUGAAAGUCCUGAAUCCAAAUUCAGGGAAACCAAAAGCCAGGAAGGUGAAGAAUUGUCUGUCUCAAGUGUUGGAGGUCUUCGAAGAUUUAAGACUAUUGAAUUAAACAGCACUACAUCUGCUACAUAUAAAGAAACUUCAGAGCAACCAGGGACUAAGUUAUACUAUGAAGAGCCGGAAAUUGAAAUGGAAAGUUUAACUGACUCUCCUGAAGACAGAUCAAGAGGGGAAGGUUCUUCUAGCCUGCAUGCUUCUAGCUUUACACCUGGCACAUCUCCCACAUCUGUAUCUUCCCUUGAUGAGGACAGCGACAGUAGCCCAAGUCACAAAAAAAUAAGCGAAGAAAGUAAGCAGCAACGAAAGGCCAGGCACCGAGCACAUGGACAAGUACUUCCAACUAUUGAAGAUUCUUCUGAGGAAGAAGAACUCAGAGAAGAGGAAGAACUUCUUAAAGAACAAGAAAAGCAACGGGAAAUAGAACAGCAACAGAGGAAAAGCUCCAGCAAAAAAUCAAAGAAAGAUAAGGAUGAACUAAGAGCGCAAAGAAGACGAGAACAUCCAAAGACUCCUCCAAGUAAUUUGUCACCAAUUGAGGAUGCUUCACCUACAGAGGAGCUGCGUCAGGCAGCUGAGAUGGAGGAGCUUCAUAGGUCCUCGUGUUCUGAAUAUUCUCCAAGUAUUGAAUCAGAACCAGAAGGGUUUGAAAUAAAUCCAGAGAAAAUACUUGCAGUUCAGAAGGUUUAUGAGUUGCCAAAAUUAGUUUCCCUAUACUCUCCUACUGAAGAGAAUCAAGAGCCUGCAUCUCCAAAAUCACUAAAAAGUGCAGAUGAAGUUUAUGAAGAAAUCAUGCAGAAAGCAAAGUUACUUCAAAAUCAGCCAGAAACAGAUGAGACAAAUGAAAAAGAGCCUUUAUAUGGAGGAAUGUUAAUUGAGGACUAUAUCUAUGAGUCUCUAGUUGAAGACACCUACCAAGAAACAACUAUGACUACAGAUAAUGGAUUUUUGUUAUUACAUCAAGAUGUAAAUAAAGAGUUUGUUCAACAAUCAGAAAGGAAAUUAAGAUCACCAGAUGAGGUUUAUGAAGACUUGAUGAGAAAAGCAAAUUACAUAACAAAAGAUGAUUAUUAUUAUCCAGACACUCCCAAAGCUGUCUUAUUAGAAGAGAAUGUGGAUUUACCUCCUUAUGCUACUGACCUGAAGCAUACAUCUAUAUCUUCUGCAGAUGUAGAAAUUCUUAUUAAAGAUGAAAAAACCUUGUUAGAUGCUGAUGCUGCCUAUGAAGAGCUUAUGAAACGUCAAAGAACAGUUCUAACUCCAGGGAUCAGUCCAACUCAGUCUGUUCCUACUUCAUGUGAACCCCAGCAGAAAGCAGUGUCAACUGUAAUACAUAUAAAAGAAGCAGACAAUACCUCUGUAACUCUUUUUUCAGCAAAAGAGGAAGAUAUAGAGACUCAACCAUCAGUUCAAUUGAGUAGCCCAAUGUAUCCCAUUCCCGAUGUAACAAUUACACAGCACUUUACAGCAGAAGAAGAUAUAGAAGACCAGUAUAUUAGUGAAUAUUUAAGUGAGUCUCAGGAAAUUUCUGAUGCUGAAUUUUCAGAAAAGAGAGAUGAUAUAACAGAAGAUUUUGCCAAACAGCCCUCUACCACCAUGGAGAGUUCUACCAUGUCAUGGACAACAAUGGAAUCCUCCUCAGUUGUGUUUGACACUAUACAGUCUGAGGUGGGGCAAACACCUGUACCAAUAAGGGAAAUAAAACAGCCAACAGCUCCAACAUCUUCUUUCCAGAAUGCAACAGACAUCAUCCCUAUCACGGUGCCAACAGUUGUAGUGACCACCUCUUCACACACAGAUUCAGUUAUAGUUAAUAUACCAAUUAAAUCUGAAGUCAACAACAUAUUAGAAUUAGUAGCAGCGAAGACAAUAGUCACUACUUCAGAUUCAAUAGCUACAGUAACCCCAGUCUCCACUGUACCCUGUGAGUCAGCCGUUGUUUCUAAUAUAAAAAUUGUGAGCUGCACCACACCUUCAACAGUUUCAUCCAGCAAUGGUCACAUUGCCAUCUUUGUUCCUGGGUCAGAUUAUGCUGUACCAAUUACUCCUGCACCAGUAAAGAAGCAAGAUAUAUACAAAUCUCAAAAAGAUGAAAAAUUGAAAGAUUUGCAUGACAACAAAGAAACCUCAACAGAACCUUAUUCAACAAAUGUUGCCUCAUCACAGUCUGUUUAUGAAAGUGCUAGUAAAGCUUCAGUCACCUCAUCAUUUUCUAUGAUCCCACCUACAGCAGUUGCAAGUACACUGCCUUUCUCCACUGUUCCUCAGUAUACUUCCUCAAUAAGCACUUCUGUCUGUAAAGCUGUGACCACAUCAACAUCAUCCCCAGCACCAUCAAUUACUUCUAAAGUGUUUUCAUUCUUUAGGAGCUCCUCUCAGGACUCUGCUGAAUUGCCACCCCCUCCACCUCCUCCACCACCUCCUCCUCCCCCACCACCACCACUGCCUCCACCUCUUUUACCAAAGCCAACGGUUUACCCUAAGAAAAAAGUUGCUAUGAGUGUUCCAACAACAGUUUCCACAUCAGUAUCAGUAACUCAUUCUACAACAGAAGUACAUCCUGCAACUUCUGUGAUUAGAAGUGCACCAACAGCAUCAGCAAAGUGCACAGUACCCUCUGCAAUAAAAACACCAGUACCUCCACCUGUUCCACCCAAACCAACUUCUAUUCCAGCAGGCUUGAUGUUUAGUCAUAGAGCGACAGAAGUUGUUAAACCUCCUAUUGCUCCUAAACCUGUAAUGAGCCAGCCUACUUCAACUUACCAGAAGACAGAUGAUACACUGCCAAAAUUGUAUACUACUCCUAGCACAACAUCUAUGACUUUGAAUUUAACAACACGAACAGAAUGCAAGAUGACAUCUCCCACAUCUCCCAUGUCUCCCUACUCUAACAAGUCUUCUCCCAGAUACACAAACUCUCUUCAUGAAACCUAUGUAGUUAUUACUUUGCCAUCUGAACCUGGAACUCCAACUGAUUUGGUAACAACACAAGCCCCAUCCAUUCUUCCUUUAGGCUCUCCAUCAAAACAACAACACCAACCAGCCACAAUAUCUGAGCUCAUUACUCCUUGUACAAAAUCACUUAAUGGCCUUCAUGGAAAGGGUCCAGAGAAAUAUGUUUCAGGAUUGAGUCACAUUUAUUCUUCUGUUUCAUCAACUCAGCCUAAUCUAAUUGCACAAGUAGUGACUACAGAGGUCCAAAGAAUGAUGGUGUCUCUUGUUCAUGAAAGGAUAUCAUCUACCAUUGCUCCUGAUGUGCCAGUUACAAUCUCUUUGGAUACAGCUAAACAACAACCAAAAAGCACAGAAAAUGGAAAAAUCUGCAGUGUUGGUGAUAUAAUGGAUCUAAGGACUUUGACAAAAUUAGAUGUGGAAAUGCCUGAUAAAGGAAUGGAUUUAUCUACCAGUCUUACAGAUAUGCGACGCCUGUCCUUCUCAAGUGAUGGUAGCAGUCGACAGAUAAGUGCUGUUCAACCAUCUGUUGUUAAUCUGAGCACAGCAUCAACACCAGUAUCAACUUUAGCUGUUGUGACGGAGAGCAUAACUAUUGUAACAUGCACCGCUACUAUAACAUACAGUACUGCAGGUGAUAAACCUCUGGAUUUAGGUAACGCAAUGUCAGUACCACUACAGCUUACAACAUCUAAACCAUUUGAGCCUGUCCAUCAGAUAACUUACAAAACCGUAUCUAGUCAGAUAACAGCUGCCAAUAAUGUAGAAUCCCCCAUAAAUCUGUCAUUUGGAGCAACUUCACAGGCAUCUGUAAAGCCUAUCACAGUUGCUCCAUUAAGUGUAAUAAAUGAUAUUACUGAUGCCUCCACAAAUCUGGACCCGCUUCAGAAUGGAGCAGUGGAUCUUAGUACCACAAAACCACUUCGUACCAUGGUAGCUGUUGAUGAAUCUUCUUCAUCUGUCGUUACCACAGUGAUAGAAGAUGAUGAAAAACCCGUUGAUUUGACUGCUGGGAGAAGAACAGUUUGCUGUGAUGUUGUUUAUAAAUUUCCUUUUGGAAGUACCUGUACCCAACAACCUGUGACCACAUUGCCAGAAGAUCGUUUUGGCUAUAGAGAUGAUCACUAUCAAUAUGAUCGUGCUGGACCUUAUAGUACACGAGGUAUUGGUAGCAUGAAACCUUCAAUGUCUGAUACUAAUUUAGCAGAGGCUGGUUUAUUUUUUUAUAAAAGCAAACAUAGCUUUGACUAUCGCAGUGAUGUGACUGAUGGUGCAGUAGACCUAACAUCGACAAGAGUAUCAACAGGUGAAGUAAUGGAUUAUUCAAGCAAGAGCUCAGGCUCAUAUCCAGAAACGAGGCAGGUGAUUUCAAGAACUGGAGCAAGUGUUCCUCAGUAUUCCCAAGCAAGAAUAACUCCAGCAAUAGGAACGCAAUUUGGUGUGAGCAGUGUACUAAGGUCAUCCAAUGGUGUUGUAUACUCCUCUGUGGCAGCUCCAGUUCCAACUACAUUUGCCAUCACAACUCAGCCUGGGUCAAUCUUUAGCACGACGUACAAAGAUAUAUCAGGGCAACACACAAUUGAUACCCUGCCUUCUUUGUCAACACAACAAAGCCAGACAGCUGCCAGGUCAUAUGGUUUCUUAACAAGUACAACUGCUGAGCAAGAAAGAGUUGCUUCCUCUGAAACAAGUUUGCAAAACAGUGCAACCGCAGAACUGUUGAAAGUAGGGCAGUCUGACCUGAUUCCAACGACAGCCUCAAUUUCUGAAUCAUAUGCUGAUGCCUCUCUAGAGGCUAUUGCAUCUUCCCUAGAAGCUUUGACCUCACCUCUUACAUCUAGUUCGGAUGACAGCAAGCAACAACAAUUCCAAAUGGAGCGGGAACUCCUUGAGCUUGAAAAAUUAAAACAGCUACGCUUAGCUGAAGAAUUAGAGUGGGAGAGACAAGAGAUUCAAAGAUUUAGGGAACAAGAGAAACUCAUUGUACAAAAAGAACUGGAAGAGCUUCAAACAAUGAAGCAUCAACUACUCUAUCAACAGGAAGAGGAGCGGCAAGCACAAUUAAUGAUGCAGCAAGAAACAUUUGCCCAACAACAAUUACAGCUUGAGCAGAUCCAGCAACUGCAGCACCAGUUGCAGCAGCAACUGGAAGAACAAAAGAUACGCCAGAUUUAUCAGUAUGGGUAUGACCCUUCUGGCAGUGUGUCACCACAAGCAAGUUCAGAACCGUUAUUGCUAGAUGCACAAUACACAGUGACAGAAAAUGGUCAGUAUUGGCCUGUCCAUGAUGAAACAUCUACUACAGCUGCAGUUUCUGGGAUUGACCUUUCACAAAGUGCAACAUGGUAUACUGUUCCUUCAGAAGGAAUUGCUCAGUUUAUCACUAGUCUACCCAGUUCCAUCUCAGAUAUGACUCAGAAGGAAAAUGAUGUCCAAAGUCACUAUGCUGAACAUGAUACAGAGCAAUUGGACGAUGGAAGAACAUUUAAAAAAAUUGUAGACAGUGGUGUCCAAACUGAUGAAGAAGAUGUAGUAGAUAGGACUUAUACAGGAAGACGAAGAAGAACUAAGAAAAGUGUAGACAGCAGUGUGCAAACAGAUGAUGAGGACCAAGAUGAGUGGGCACUACCUCCAAGGUCACGAAGAAAGUCACGAGUAAACAAAUAUGGCGAAGGUAUAAGUGAAAUAGAUAAAAGUAAGCAGCUGUCUAAAGUAUCUAGCAUUGCUGUCCAAACGGUUUCAGAAAUGUCAGUUCAAACUGAGCCUGUUGGAACUAUAAGGACACCUUCAGCUCGAGCAAGAGUAGACUCCAAGGUGGAAAUAAUAAAACAUAUUUCUGCACCAGAGAAGACUUAUAAAGGUGGGAGUUUGAGCUGUCAAACAGAAAUGAGCACAGAUAAACAAAAAGGACAGUAUUCUCCACAGAAGGACAAGAAACGCCCAACUCCUUUAGAAAUAGGCUAUACAACCCAUUUGAAAGCAGAUUCCUCGCUGCAUGUUGCACCAUCCCCACCUAAAUCCCCUAAAGUCUUAUACUCACCCAUAUCUCCUGUUUCCCCAAGCAAAUCUUUAGAAUUUGUUCCGUAUGAAAAAUCUAUCAGUGAUGAGGUUAGUCCGCAGAAAAUUCUUACCGCUGAAUCAUCUAAAGCACCUCCUCCAAGCCCAAGAACAAUGAAGAUGAUGCAGCGUUCAAUGUCUGAUCCGAAACCACUGAGUCCUACUGCUGAAGAAACCAACAGAGCUCAUUUUCAGUAUUCCGAUGGCUAUUCGACCAAAGUUUCUCCAAGUGGGACAUCUACUGGAACUCAAAAGAAAGUUAAAAGAACUCUUCCAAAUCCUCCACCAGAAGACGAUGCAGGUGGAAGUCAAUCAAGUUACACAGCUGUUGGUUCAGUUUCCCGUAGGCGAAUAUGCAGGACUAAUACUAUGGCUAGAGCCAAGAUCCUCCAAGAUAUUGACAGAGAGCUAGAUCUUGUGGAGCGAGAAUCAUCUAAGCUUAGAAAAAAGCAAGCAGAGCUUGAUGAAGAAGAGAAGGAAAUUGAUGCCAAACUGAGAUAUCUUGAAAUGGGUAUAAAUCGAAGAAAAGAAGCAUUACUCAAGGAGAGAGAAAAGAGAGAACGAGCAUAUUUGCAAGGUGUUGCUGAAGAAAGAGAUUAUAUGUCAGAUAGUGAAGUAAGCAAUAUCAGAGGGACUAGAGUAGAUGGCCAGCAUGGUUUGGAAAGACCAAGAACAGCACCACAGUCAGAAUUUAACCAGUUUAUUCCCCCACAAACUAAACCUGAAUCCCAAUAUGUUCAGCCUACAAGUCCUUAUUCUCAGUACCAGUAUGCUGCGCCUUCACUACCAACACAAGCUUCUACACAAUAUUCCCAGCAAACACAUUACCAGCAGCAAUCACUGUAUCAUCACCAGGUUUCACCUUACCAAACACAGCCCAGUUACUCUUCUGUAACAACAAUAUCAUAUCCACAAACUCCCCCUUCGCAGUCCCAACAGACCAAUUAUCAGCACCCAUCACAGAUGUUGUUAAUGCAACAGAAAUCUAGGCAGACAACACUUGCUGAUCUAGAGCCAAAGAUAACAACCAAUUAUGAAGUAAUACGCAACCAGCCCAUCAUGAUUGUUCCUUCUUCCAGUGAUACUACGUAUGCAGUUCCUCACCUAGGAAGCAAAUAUAGCAAUCUUGAUUUAAGAAUAGGCAUAGAUGAAAGAAGUAGUAUAGCAAGUAGCCCUAUGUCAAGCAUAUCUGCUGAUUCUUUCUAUGCAGAUAUUGAACACCACACUCCGAGGAAUUAUGUUCUAAUUGAUGAUAUUGGUGAGCUUACCAAAAGUUCUACAUCAUUAUCCUCAACAUUUAACAUUCCCGAUAAGGAUAUUUCGAAAGCUGAUCGCUUACUUCGAACUGCUGAUGUACGAAGGACUCCAGAAGUUACAGAUUUUCUUGGACCAUUGCAGUCUUCUUCAAGGUUGCAUGCUUAUGGAAAAGCUGAUGAAGAAUCAAUGGAGGAUCCUUACGAGUUAAAAUUACUUAAGCAGCAGAUUAAGCAGGAAUUUCGUAGAGGAACAGAAGGUCUUGAUCACCUUUCAGGUCUGUCUCACUAUUAUCACGGUGAUACCAGCUACAGGCAUUUCCCUAAAUCUGAAAAGUACAGUAUCAGUAGACUUACUCUUGAAAAGCAAGCUGCAAAGCAGCUUCCCCCUUCAGUAUUGUAUCAAAAACAGAACAAGCACAAAAAAUCUCUGAUUGAUCCCAAAAUGUCUAAAUUUUCACCUAUUCAAGAAAGUAGAGAUUUAGAGCCAGACUAUGGCAGCUACCUAACCUCUAGUACUCCUUCAGUUAGUGAACUUUCCUCAAGAGCUCGACUACUGCAGGAUGAUAUUACUUUUGGACUGCGAAAAAAUAUCUCAGAUCAACAAAAAUAUCUUGGGUCAACAUUAGGGGCAAAUCUUGCACAGUCUCUAGGACAGACGCUUAAUUUGUGCCCAACCUUGAGAUCUUCUAUGCAAGAUGAUCUUGAUAAACCUUACCCAAGUGGUAGCAGGUCACGGCCAUCAUCAAGACCCUCCUCAGUUUAUGGACUGGAUCUUUCAAUAAAACGGGAUUCAUCUAGCACAUCCUUAAGGCUUAAAACACAAGAGAAUGAGCCAUUAGACGUUUCUUACUCUCAUGCCACACCAUCUGUAAGAACAAAACCAACUAGUCUACCAAUUAGCCAAAGCAGAGGGAGAAUACCAAUUGUGGCUCAAAAUUCAGAGGAAGAAAGUCCUUUAAGUCCAGUUGGGCAGCCAAUGGGUAUGGCUCGUGCUGCGGCUGGACCACUGCCACCUAUAUCUGCUGAUACAAGAGACCAGUUUGGCUCAAGUCACUCUCUUCCCGAAGUCCAACAGCAUAUGAGAGAGGAAUCAAGAACACGAGGCUAUGACAGAGAUAUAGCAUUCAUUAUGGAUGACUUCCAACAUGCAAUGUCAGAUAGUGAAGCAGGAGGCACUAGCUGGGAUUUAGAAGCAUAUCACCUACGCAGAGAGGAGACUGAUUGGUUCGACAAACCACGGGAGCCCCGCUUGGAGAAUGGGCACGGCUUGGACCGGAGGUUUCCAGACAGAAUGUCACACAUUAAACAGAGCGAGCUCAAGCCAGUUCAUUACAACUUUCCUCAUACCAGAGUCAGGUUACUAAAGGAUGCAAAAGACCACAGUGUGUCAGGUACAGUAAUGGUCAUGGGCAUAAGAAUUGUGGGUGGAAAAGAUAUUCCAGGAAACAGUGCAGAAAUAGGAGCCUAUAUUGCCAAAGUUCUACCUGGCGGAACAGCAGAACAGACAGGAAGAAUUAUUGAAGGGAUGCAGGUCUUGGAAUGGAAUGGGUUCACUCUCACCGGUAAAACCUAUGAAGAAGUGCAAAGUAUUGUCAGUCAACAAUGUGGGGAAGUUGAAAUAUGUGUAAGACUGGACGUGAAUAUGUUGUCUGACUCAGAAAAUCCACAACAUCUGGAUAUCCAAGAACAAAUAAAAUCUGGAGAAAUUCAGAGGUCUCCAGGGGUUGAUCCCAAGCAGCUGGCAGCUGAAUUACAAAAGGUUUCUCAGCAGCAGACACCUUCUUCUGUCAUAUCAGGAACAGAAAAAGGGGGACAUAUUCACUCUGGUACCACUUCUGCAGCCUCAAGUGCUGUUCCCAGUCCUGGUCAGCCUGGUUCUCCUUCAGUCAGCAAGAAACGGCACAGCAGCAAGCCUACAGAUGGCACAAAGUCUCAUUCACAUCCAAUCACAGGUGAAAUACAGCUACAAGUAAACUAUGACAAACAUCUUGGGAAUCUUAUUGUUCAUGUUCUUCAAGCCAGAAACCUUGUACCCAGGGACAACAAUGGAUAUUCGGACCCAUUUGUUAAAGUCUAUCUCCUGCCAGGUAGAGGCCAAGUCAUGGUUGUCCAGAAUGCCAGUGCGGAGAACAAGCGAAGGACAAAACAUGUGCAGAAAAGCCUGAACCCAGAAUGGAAUCAAACUGUUAUCUAUAAAAAUAUCCACUUGGAGCAGUUGAAGAAGAAGACUCUUGAAGUCACAGUUUGGGAUUAUGAUAGAUUCUCCUCAAAUGACUUCCUGGGAGAAGUGUUAAUUGAUCUGAGCAACACCUCUCACCUUGACAACACUCCAAGAUGGUACACUUUAAAGGAGCAAAGUGAAAGCAUUGACCAUGGGAGACCUCAUUCUGGACAGAGCAGUCAACAGUCACCAAAGCCAUCUGUAAUCAAAAGUAGAAGCCAUGGGAUUUUUCCAGAUCCUUCAAAGGAUAUGCAGGUUCCCACCAUUGAGAAAUCUCACAGCAGCCCCGGAAGCUCCAAGUCAUCCUCUGAAGGACAUUUACGUUCUCAUGGACCAUCCCGCAGUCAAAGUAAAACUAGUGUCACUCAGACCCACCUUGAAGACGCCGGGGUUGCCAUUGCAGCAGCUGAAGCAGCCGUCCAACAGCUUCGCCUUCAACCAACAGUUCAUAAAAGCGGUCUGACAAGUCAUGUCAAGAAGCAGCACAGACACAGCAUAGCUGGAGUCCUCCCAAUUCACAGAACUCAGUCUGACAAUCUGCCUUCACCAGCCAAUGAGAGCAAAGAUGCAAGUCAGCUUGCCAUCAGGAAAGUGAUGUCUGAAGGACCACCUAAGUCUGAAGGAGCAAAGUCCAACCACAGAGUGACAGACUCCUCUGUGUCAACUGCCUCAUCUGUCAGCAGUUUUGGCAGUGGUUACAGUGUGGACAGCGAAGGCAGCACCGUUGCUGGAGACAACAACAUCUUCCCUGUUCCACGAAUGGGAAAAGCUAUUCAAAACGGUACUGACAAACCAAGAGGACAAGACCAGCUCAAACAACAAGGACUGGGCCUAACAGAAGGAGAAGGCAAAACACAAGUGAUGGGUGAGAUUAAAAUUGGGCUGAAGAAAGAAAUGAAGACAGAUGGGGAACAACUCAUAGUAGAAAUUUUACAAUGCAGAAACAUCACCUAUAAAUUUAAAUCACCAGAUCAUCUUCCAGAUUUGUACGUGAAACUUUAUAUUAUCAACGUAGCGACACAAAAAAGAGUAAUUAAAAAGAAAACGAGAGUGUGCAGGCAUGACCGGGAGCCUUCAUUCAAUGAGACUUUCCGAUUCAAUAUGUGCCCAGUAGGACACUCUAUCCAGAUUUUCCUGGUCUCAAAUGGUGGAAAAUUCAUGAAGAAAACUCUGAUUGGAGAGGCCUACAUCUGGCUGGACAAAGUCGACCUAAGAAAGAGAGUUGUGAACUGGCACAAACUACUAGUCAGCUCCAGCCAAAGUCACUCAUAAUGGACGUCCAGUGUGUUUACACCACUUAUAAAAGAUAACUGACAGAGAUGUACAACAGACAUGGGGCCUUUGCUUUUGCACUGUUUAGAUAGACAUAGUCCACUGAAGGGUGGAGAGAGAGGAGGCCCCAGAAUCCCUAAAGCUACCACACUUCAAAGCAUACACUUCCAGGAACUGCUGUGCUGACGAUUGAGGGUUAUCAGAGGGAUAGGUGUGUUCUAAGCAGACCGUAUGUGGAACUGUUAUCCUUGGCUGCGGUGGAGUCAGUUUAAAAACUGAGAAUGCUUUUCCUUCAGUAUUGUCUCCAAAGGGAUUGAUUAUAACCCCAUUGUGGAAAGCUGAUGCCAUUUGCGCAGUGCAAACUGAGCAGGGUAAAUAUAGAGAAACUUCGUAAAUAACACUUAAUCAAAAGUGUGAACUUUGUAUGUAGCUUGACACCCACAGUUGUGACAGCACACAAGCAAAAAAAAAUACUGUAGGAUGUUGUGUUGUUUCAUUGCUGACAUUUUAAUAUUUUAAACACAGUAUACUGAAAAAUUGGUAAGUAGAGGAAAAAUGUCUAUAUUUUUUUGUUUACACUCUUGUUUCCAUUUAUUUGACACAAGAUGACAAGAAUACAGCAAGCCAGUAUGCAAAUGAAUUCAAGCAGCACAUUUAGUCCUACUUUUUGCAGCCAAUAUUUGAUUUUUUUUUAUGCAGAAAAUUAGAAAACACUAUGUUCAUACCAUAAGUGAGCUGCAUUUCUCUUAGGAAGUCUUUCUACUGAAGCUUGACCAAUUUAUUGUGAGUUGAGUGUAAAUGCCAAAAACUCAAAGGAAAAACAUUCAUUUACAUGAAGAAAAAAAAAUGUACACCUCACAUUCUUCAGGGUUGCAGGCAUAGCCAUUCUGCAAGAAAGACAAUAAAUAUCAACUAUAUCCCUUCUAAUACUGUUAAAAAUUAACUGGUUAACAGCCUUCAUUGUAUAAAGCUAACAUUUACUCAUCUAUAGAUGAUUUGGGUCCAAGUUCCUUAUUGCUUUCUUAUAUCAGAAUUCACUAUUUCUAAAAGUGGUACAGUUUUUAAUUGUUUCAGCUUUACAAAAAAUGACUGAAAGUGACUGACAUGAAUUGACAUAAACCAAUUACAUUUAUGAGAUCCUUUGAUAAACUGAGAAUAAAUCUAAGAAUAAUCCCUUAAAAUGAACAAAGUGAAAUAGGAGCUUAAAACAGGGCUAUAAUCUAUAUGUAAUUUAUAGAAUAUGCAGUAAAAUUGAGCCAUCAUAUAACAGAUAUGGUGAAUGAGGACAUUUACUUCUUUUUGAAUUUCGUUAAAGUACACAUGGUGCUUUUAGUGUUGCUUAUAAUAAAGUUUUUUGUAAGCACUGCCUUAUGAAUUGUCACUGUGUUAACACAUAGUGUUUAUACAAAGUUUACCAUUCUAAAACCAAUAACCAAAACCGAUCCACAAUGAGGAACUUUAUAAGUAAGGUAAUUGCACCAUUAAAAUGGGUUAUGAUAAAAUAUAAGUAAUAAAGAAGGAACAGAACAGAAUGUGCUAGUGUAACAUGCUUUGCCUUUAUGAGCAAAAAUAAAUAUAUAUUAAUAUCUGUACCUUUCCAUCAUCAGAGAAGCAUGAUUUUCAAUGUCACAGAAAUAAAUGGAAAAUCCUGUAUGCUUAAUUUAAGCAGAACAGUUUGUUUUUAAGUGAAGUAUAAAUGUAUACAGUCAUUUCAAAAUCCUUCCAAAUGAAUUAGAUAUCAAUUGAUGCAAUUUGCGUAAAAGUACAACUGAGCCUGGUAUUUUUCAAAGGUGGUUCAAACUUUGUUAUGGUUAUCAGAGGAGACAGAAUGUGCUUACGAUCAGGGCACUACUUACCCUCAAAUAGUAUGUGACACCUUAGCAGCAGUUUGCAGGACUUCCUCUAAUGCUGUUAACAUUAAAAAUGCUCCUUUCUUGGUGUACAGCAUGUCUUGUCUGUGUGUGUGCGUGUGUGUGUGUGUGUGGGUAUGUGCUGAAACAUUCCUGAUUGCUUCAGUCAAGUCUAAACUAUAACAUUAGAAUCCAAAAGUGAAUUGAAUUGCUGUGGAGCUAUCCUGUUUCAAGUGCCACUAGUCCUGUAUAGUACAAAAGUAUUUCAUAAUCUAAUGCUGUAUGUCAAUUAUGUUUCUCCAAUUCUGAAAACAAAUGACUACAAGUUUCUGUAUUUGAUAAUAUUCAGUUACACCCAUGCAAUUAAUUAUUACAUGAUGUACUCAAAGACAGACAUUUCAUUUCUUUUCAAGUGAGUGCCUAAUGUUUAACUUUUUUGUUUUUUUGUUGUGGGAGGACAAUUAGAGAAAAAUAUAUUUAUCUAUAUGUGUGUUGUAUAUAUGCACACAGUAUAUAAAUAAUCAAAGAUAGAGAUAGUAUAUAUGUAUAUAUUAAUGACUGAGAGACCCUUUUAUGAAAAAUUUAUUAACAGCCUGCCAGGCUAAAAUUCUACAGGACUUACUAUUUGGAAUACUUUAAAGCCUAAAAAUAAUGCAACACAAAUCAAUACCAGUAGUACAGUGUUAAAAAUACAGGGUUGGUUCCUUUUCAAAAAGAAGUGUACAUCAAGUGCCAACCUAAUUUCAGUUACCAAAUUCAUAGGUUCUGUUGGAGUAAUUCUAUGCAACAUAGACUUUGUGUUUUGAAUGCUUUUAAUUAGUAUAUGAGAUGUAAGCAAACUUUUCGUCUGGGUAUCGAUAUCGAGAAUGAUCUUUAUAUUCAGUUUGUAUAUUAUUCGUAGAAAAUAAAUACCGUGUGUUUUUUUUUACUUCUGCAAGGCUGAUGUUUUAUGGUAUAACAAUGCAGUUUGUGCACUUUAAAAUUUGAAUUACCUUAUCUUUUUUUCUCAGUUCAUACAUUCUGUUUUUAAUUGUACAAAAAAAAAACUUUUUUUCUAUUGUAAUAGAAAUUUAGUUUGUAUCAAAUGAAGGACAAAUAGGAUGGCUUUUAACCAACACAAUAAAAAAAGCAUGUGAUUAGGCAGAAAGCACAAAAUAUUUGUUUACAAACUCUUUUCACAUUCUAAUAAGCAUGUAUGAUUUUGUUUUAUGGCAAAUUCUUUUGUUGUUUUUCCUUCAAUUGUUUUGUUUGUUAAGCAUCUUCACUGCUUUAAAAUUUUGAAAUUUAGGGAGACAGCAUCCAUCAUUUUUGUUAACAGAAACGUCUUGCACUUUUUUUUUUUUUUAACAAUUGGUUUGUCUCAUUUUCAGCUUGUUUUCAUUUAUACUUUAUGUUGUUGAGUUAGGUUUGUACUGUUAAAGCCGUGCAAAAGAAAUCAUCAUGUUAUGCAGUGUUUCAAAUAAAUACGCUGUCAAUCAAUGGAUAUAACUUAUCGGCAUGAACCUUCAUAGAUAAAAAAGGUAAUUAUUACAUUAGUCCAAAAACAGAAUGAUGGUAGUAUACUGUCUCUUUAAAUUUUCAGUUUUUUUAUUAGUGUUAUUUUGUUUUGUUAAACUCUCAUUUGCCAGUAAAUCAGAAACCAAGGGAGUCUAACAAUUUCAUCCAUGUGACUUGUGAGAAUGUGCUUUGUUUAUUUGUAACCUUGUAAAUACAUAUCAUUUUUUUCUACAAAUGAUUUAAAAAAUCUAAAACUUUUGGUCAGGUAUUGAGCAUGUGAAUGUGAAAAAAAUCUCUAUGACUGUAUCUGUAUAUUUUGUCCAGUGAUGUGCUCAGGUGAUGAAUUCAUUGACUGAGUAGAGUGUGUGCUGUUAAAUCUGUACAGCUAACAUGAUUUUUGUCCUUACAGAAGACACACAAACAAAACCCACAAAGACAAAAAAAUAAAUGCUUGAGUAGUUUCAGGAGAAUUUAAAUGUUUCUCACUGGCUGUUGCAUGUUUUGUUAGUGGUUUGUUAAUAUAAUUUAUGCUUCUGGAAAUCUAUAAGAAAAAUAAUAUUGUAUAAAUUUAAUUAAAAGACGUAUAACAAUUGUAAAAAGAUAUGCUUGUAAAUCUUGUCUGAGUUUUCACUCCGUGUAAAAAUAAUUUAAAAACCUAAUGUCUUGGUUUUGUGGUUGUACACAAGAUGUAUCUUGAACUAUUAUGAAAUGUGUGCUGUACAAAAGGCUGUUUCCUUGAGUCUAAAGAAUAAAUAUUUAAAAUUAUUGCACUUCUAAAGAGCAUUUCACUUAUUUCUUUAUAGAAAUUUAACUGUUUUAUGGAUUAUUUAGAUAAAAUGGAAAAAAAAUAUUUUUCCUUUUCAAAUUGAGAGCAACCAUAUCCAUCAGUUUUCUGUUAGUAUGAAAUUAUAACAUUAUGAUUUCCUGUUGUGUUGCCCAUGUUUCUUGAUGUUCUCGUCCGUUUCUUAAAUGGCCUUCCUCUGCUACUUGUCUCUAAUAAAUGAUUAUUGUAUAUUUUA
This is a messenger RNA of Erpetoichthys calabaricus (reedfish), 19477 nucleotides long. RefSeq names its product piccolo presynaptic cytomatrix protein b (gene pclob). The record is from RefSeq and is a predicted model, not a curated record. Lineage: Eukaryota; Metazoa; Chordata; Cladistia; Polypteriformes; Polypteridae. Gene Ontology annotation, biological process: presynaptic active zone assembly; protein localization to synapse. Gene Ontology annotation, molecular function: metal ion binding; structural constituent of presynaptic active zone; protein binding. Bases 283 to 15111 code for a protein of 4942 amino acids. Gene Ontology annotation, cellular component: axon; cytoskeleton of presynaptic active zone; GABA-ergic synapse. The transcript has 27 exons.